This is a messenger RNA of Myxocyprinus asiaticus (Chinese sucker), 3972 nucleotides long. Its product is annotated as transcription cofactor vestigial-like protein 1. Bases 183 to 809 code for a protein of 208 amino acids. Gene Ontology annotation, cellular component: nucleus. Gene Ontology annotation, biological process: regulation of transcription by RNA polymerase II. The record is from RefSeq and is a predicted model, not a curated record. Lineage: Eukaryota; Metazoa; Chordata; Actinopteri; Cypriniformes; Catostomidae. The transcript has 4 exons.
UUCGUUUUCUCUCAGUACAUUCAGUGACUGAAUGUGCGCUGGAUUAUUUUCGGCAAACAGUGAACGCGAGCAGCAUGCUGGACACUUCUGGGGUUUGAAGUUCUAUGAACGCAACUGAAAUAGGAGGUUUGAGGAAGAUACCGUUUGGAGGAUAAAGCGACUACAAACUUAUUUAGCAAAGGAUGAUGGAGGAUAGAGUGUUGGAGAGAUCAGAGGCGAAGGAUUUUAAAGAUCCCCCUCAAUUGUUUACCUACUAUCAAGGCGACAUCAACACAGCUGUGGAUGAGCACUUCUUCCGUGCCCUGAACAAGGCCACCAUACCAAAACACCUCAGCACUAAAGUCAAGGACAGCAACAGGACUUCUGAUGUCUCCUCAUCAUCUUCAUCAUCAUGGGCUUAUUCGGGUCUAACAUGGUCUAAGUCCUCACAUUCUUCCAACUCCUCAAAGCUGACCCAACUGACAUCCAUAGACGAUUCUCCUCCAUCCCAGGGAGUGAUCAUGAAUCCCCCAGGAAUAUCUUCAGCAUCAUCACUCUGGCCCUGUACCUCCACACAAAGCACAGCCUUUGAACUGCCUCUGUCACUCUACCAACAACCUGCCGCUGCUGAGAGCAGAGCCAACUCUUACAUGAAUAUGUUACAAAUGGAGCGGCCAACAGGGGGCAUCAUGAUCUCGCCAUUUUCAAAAUCAGAUGCCAGGCCCAAGUGGAAUGCUGGGGCAGCCUUUAAAGACACAUCUGGAAGCAGGAUCGGCCUAGAUUCAGGUGUGCCAGUUGCAGAAAUUAGUAAGGAUUUGUACUGGUAUUGAAGAAGUGAUUUCUGACUUUACAAUGAGAAUUUGUUUUUUGUUUUGUUUUUUUGCACCAGACUGCCUCAUACUGUGUUUACAUUAUGUAAGCCUAAGAAUGCUACAUUGGCAGAAUGACUCAAACCCAUUACAUUCAUGGUGUUAGAAAUUCCUGAGUGAUGAAUGGCAGUCAGUUGCUUCUUUUAGCCACCACGAGUGUGUGAACAAGCUAACUUUACACUUAAUAUGACGUGAGAAAACCUGAUUUGAAAUUCCUCACUUCUCUUAGCUGUGUGAUGGGUUAAUGGGAAAGUAAAGCCUAUUUAUAUGAGUAGAUAAAGCUUAUUUGCAAUCCCAAAGACAAUGCCUUUGCUUUUGAUGACAGUUGUACCAAACAUUCUUUUUGUAUAAUAUUAUGUAUUUUGAAAGUCAAUCAAUAUUAUUGUUGUAGAUCGUAAUUGUCUCUAUGGAAGAGAUGUUUUUAAUGUUUCAGUGGUGUUAGUUUCUGUCAUAAGGCAAAAAUGACAGUAGAAGUUAUUUGACAAAAAUUCAUUCUUCACUAUUUUUAUAAGAACAUUUUUCUUUGAGGAGUUCCUCAUAACUAAGUAUACCUUGGGGGAUAGAAAAAAAAUCUUCAAAACUAUUUUUGCAUGAGUGGUUACUCUUCAGGGCAUUAUGCACAGAAGGCCAUAGUUCAAGUUGCAGAAAGUGACCUGACAUGAGGAAACCAAAACGAAGUUUCUCUGAAACUGUGCACAAAUGCGAUUGAACUUGAUCUUCACAAACCUGUUUGCUCAUAAACUGCCAUCAUUUUUUCCCCCUAGAGCAUGUACUCUACGGUUUGCACAGCCAUGAUGAAUUUCCUUAUUUUACAAGAAUAGUAGUUGUCUACUUUUCUAAUUGAUUGAAUUCAUACACUAUAUGGCUGAGUGCAAUGAGUUUAUAGUCAUUUGGGACAGACCUAUUGUCUUUUUUGUAUAUCUUCUUCCACUUUCACACAUUUGCAUUAUUUUAGAAGUGAUGUUAAAAUCUUUGAGCACAAAAUAACCAUUAAUCCACAGUUAUGAAAUUUUCAUUGUUAGUUUUUUGUGAAGCACAGAACUACCUAUUUUAACUCAUUUUAAAUACUGUAAUUUAGUGGUCAUCUCCUUAUUAGCCUGUUGUUUAUUGUAAAAUAUCAAUAUAAAAAUUCUUAUUCAACAUGCUUUUUAAGGGGAAGAUGUCCACCUUAAGAACAAUGUGCAUUUACUUUUACAUUUAACUAGUUUAGAUAUAAGUGUAGAAUCCAUCAUCUUGUAUAUUAUAAUGGGAAAUAAAUAGAAACAUUUGCUAACUUAGUUGUCAUACCACAAAUUUUUAUAUUAUAAAAAGGUGUCAUCCUACCCCACUACUGGGGUAAAAUGACCCCCUACCUGGGGCAAGAAGUCCCCAAGGAUAAACUUCUCCCAGCUGCAAUCUGAUUUUUACAGAAUGUAUAAAAUACAUCUGAUAUCAUUCUUAAUAAUGUCUUAUGUAAAGCACUAAAUCAAAUAUUACACUGCCUAGCCAAAAAAAAAGUCGCCGUUUGGAUUUAAAUAAGCAGAUUAAUAUGUUUCAGCUGGUAACAAUUCUUUUAACCCUAAAUGAUGCAGUGUGUAGCUUCUCAUUUCUUAAACAACCAUGUCGGAAAACAUAUCCCGUGGUCGUGGAAAAGAUGUUACUGUGUUUCAGAAGGGGCAAAUUAUUGGCCUGCAUCAAGAAAAGAAAACAACUUAAGGAGAUUGCUGAAAUCACUGGAAUUGGAUUAAGAAAUGUCCAACUUAUUAUUAAAACCUGUAAGGAUAGUGGUGAACCAUCAGCUUCGCAGAAGAAAUGUGGUUGGAAAAAAUCUUGAAUGAUCGUGAUCGGACAUCACUAAAAUGCUUGAAGUCACAUCGUUAAAAAUCGACAGUUGAACUCACGCCGAUGUUCAAUAGUGAAAGUAAGAGCAUUUCCACAUGCACAAUGUGACAAGAAUUUACAAGAUUGGGACUAAACAGCUGUGUGGCCACAAGAAAGCCACUUGUUAGUGAGGCUAAUCGGAAAAAACAACUUCAAUUUGCUAGGGAGCAUAAAGAUUGGACUGUGGAGCAAUGGAAAGAUCAUGUGGUCUGAUGAGUCCAGAUUUACCCUAUUCCAAAGCGAUGUGCGCGUCAGGGUGAGAAGGGAAGCACAUGAAGCGAUGCACCCGUCAUGCAUAGUGCCCACGGUACAAGCCUCUGGAGGCAGUGUUAUGAUCUGGGGUUGAUUCAGUUGGUCAGGUCUAGGCUCAGCAACGUUAUGCAGCAAUAAAAUGAAGUCAGCUGACUACCUGAAUGUACUGAAUGACCAGGUUAUCCCAUAAUGGAGUUUUCUUCCCCGACGGCACGGGCAUAUUCCAGGACGACAAUGCCAAGAUUCAUCAUGCUCAAAUUGUGAAAGAGUGGUUCAUGGAGCAUGAGGAUUCAUUUUCACACAUGAAUUGGCCACCACAGAGUCCUGACCUUAACCCCAUUGAAAGUCUUUGGGGGACUUUGAGAUGUGCUGAAGAAGACUUUACGGAGUGGGUCAACUCUCCCGUCAUCGAUACAAGAUCUCGGCCAAACAUUAAUGCAACUCUGGAUGGAAGUAAAUGCUAUGAUGUUGCAUAAGGUUGUCGAAACUAUGCCAUGACAAAUGCACACCGUAAUCAAAGCUAAAGACGGUCCAACGAAAUAUUAGAGUAUGCGACUUGUUUUUGGCAAGGCAGUGUAUGUUUAUUUAUUUUCAAUAGUUGAAUAAUUGAAUAACUAAAUACUGAAAGACAAAUCAAAUAAAAGAAUCCCAAAGAGAUUCUAAAACGAUAAACUUAUUCUAUGAAGUAUACUGUUCAGGCUUAAGAAUAUAUUUAUACACCCAUAUUUUUAAUUGAAGGGAUGUCGUAAUGGAAAUCUUAUGUGUGUUAUAUAUAUUGAAGCUUCUUACAUUCUAAUUCUCUUGGGUUUAAUCUGUGGGUCAUGUCCACAACUCAGUAAUUGCAGCAGCUGGCCUGCACCAUUUUCCCAUCAUAUGUUUCAGUCUUUCCAAUGUUCCUUUCACAUCCCCUGAGUGUGUCUGUACUGUAAAUGAGAAGAUGAUUUGAGAUUUUCUCAAAGCAUUUACCCUGGUGAAAUAAAGGCUUAAAUUAACUACAAAUUUAAACAUUAAA